Fusarium odoratissimum NRRL 54006 is the source of this 969-nucleotide messenger RNA. Its product is annotated as 3-hydroxybutyrate dehydrogenase. Bases 1 to 969 code for a protein of 322 amino acids. NCBI's taxonomy places the organism in Eukaryota, Fungi, Ascomycota, Sordariomycetes, Hypocreales, Nectriaceae. Gene Ontology annotation, molecular function: oxidoreductase activity, acting on the CH-OH group of donors, NAD or NADP as acceptor. Gene Ontology annotation, cellular component: cytoplasm. The record is from RefSeq and is a predicted model, not a curated record. The transcript has 2 exons.
AUGUCUCAGCCAGUCACAGGCAAAACAGCCAUCGUCACUGGUGCUGGAAGCGGCAUCAACUUAGCAUUUGCAUCUUCUUUGCUGGCAAAUGGCUGUAAUGUUGUUUUAGCUGAUCUAGCCCUAAGACCAGAGGCUCGGAAACUGCUUGAAGAGCAUCAAAAGGAUACCAAGCCAGACUCCCAUGGCAUUGCUGUCUUCCAGGAGACAGAUGUCCGAGUUUGGCUUCAACUCGAGCGCAUGUUCACAACAGCUCAGCAACAUUUCGGGCGCAUUGACAUAGUCUGUCCUGGCGCUGGCGUGUACGAACCUCCUUUCAGCAACUUUUGGCAUCCUCCUGGGACCCUGGCUAGUCGCGAUACCAUCGAUGGCGGACGAUAUGCUCUCCUUGACAUCAAUCUAAUCCAUCCCAUUCGCUCUUCUCAACUCGCCAUUUCUCACUUUCUCAGCGCCCAAGACGGUGGAAAUAAGACCAUCAUACUCAUCUCAAGCACGAGCGCACAGGACACAAGUAUCGCGACCCCUCUCUACGAUGCUUCGAAACAUGCUAUCAGCGGUUUUGUUCGUUCCUUGAGCAACAUCAGCUCAGCCAAUAUCCGUAUUGUCGCUGUUGCGCCUGGCAUCAUCAAGACUCCUCUCUACACCGAUAACCCUGAGAAGAUGGCUAUGAUUGACGGUUUGCAUGAUGUCUGGGUUGAGCCUGAGGAGGUUGCCGAAGUUAUGGUUGCUUUGAUAGAAAGGGACACAAUGAGCCAGACGAUUGGAGAGUACCCUGAGAACGGAGACAUACAGAUCAAGAGUGGUACUAUACUUGAGGUUACCAAGGGUAAGGCGAGACCUGUACAUCCUUAUCACGACUCAGGCCCGUCUGGACCCGGUGCUUUGGCUUCUAACAUGGCAGCAUCUGAGGAUGCUGUGUUAGGAAUGUUGAAGCCUGGAUGGGGUGUGCCAGAGACCAAAAAUGCCAAGUAG